UCUAGGGAAGGGCCAUCCAGCCACGCAAGGCCAGCGGCGUCGACGAUGCAGACGGGCGGCCUGGGAAUGCUGGAGGAGGCGGAGACGGGCGCGGUGGAGACGGGCACGACGCGCCCGCGAAGGAGUGCUGGUGCUAGCUCCGUCCUGCGAAGAAUCUCGUCUCCUGUCUCUUCGCCGAGACAGCAGGAAACUACUGAGACGGGCGAGGCGGAGCCGCGAAUGGCAUUCGCGGCUCCGUCUCUCCCGUCAGGCAUUAUGCCUGAUGGUGCUAGCCACGGCCGGCGAAUCUCUCCUGUCCCUCCAACGACCAGGCGUGCGACCCAAGGCAGGCGAAUGCAUGUUGAUGCUAGAGCAUACCCAUCAGCGAGACAGGAGCCAGGUACCUGCGUGGGGCGCGUUAAAAACCUUUUUCGCAGGAUGUGGACAUCAUCAGCUCCAGCUUCCGCUUCUUCGCAGGCUUGUGGUCCCGCACUGAGUGGACCACAAGCCGCUGCUGCGGCAGCAGACGCCCAACGUAGUGCCCCCCCUCGUGGCCAACCUCGCGACGGGCAGAGGAUGAACCCCCCGGCAGCUGCUCAAGACCAGCGGCAUGGAUCUUCAUCGUCCGAUGUUGACCAGAACGGAUACAGCCAAGAUUUCGUCCGAAUGCAACUGGAGGCAUGGUCAGGAUGUAGUGCAGGCGCUGGAGGUUGUCCAUGGCUCUUCUAGCUUUAGCUUCACCGCAUUUUUCACCACGAUUUAUUUCUCAGCCUUGUGUUGAAAGCAGGUGCAGGACGCUAUGAAUAGUAUAUUCUUUCACUAUUCUCAGCAUUAUAUAUUACAUAUGUAUAAUGGAACAAGAUCAUCUACGAAACUUUCGAGUAAGGAACGUCUGACCUAGGCACGCUCAAACAUUCGCGCCUUGCGCUAUUUGUGCGGUGCGUGUUCCGCUUGCGUCCAACACUGAUAAUUUUUUGUCCCACCUACCCACACCUCACAACUAUGCUCAAUCGUGCUGACGCAUUGGCGGAGCUGGUUUGGUUUUUGGCAGAAGAAAUAUAGUGAGAUAGUACUUUAAUUUUGAUUUUCGCACCACGUAUGUAUGAUUUGGUUCUGUUUUGGUUUUCCAGAUGCUGCGAAGUUUUGUAUAGCAUGUGAUAAAUCUUUCAUUAUGGUUCGACUACAGAAACGGUUGAACUGCAACUGCGUAGUUCAUAUUAAAACGGUUUGGAUCUUGAGUGAUUUUUCUGUUGUUGACCUCUAAUUCCGUCGCCGUGAAUUCAGCACUGAAAUGACUGUUGUAUAAUUGCUACAUUUUGAAACAAUCAACUUUUUUGAUUUAACCAAAAGCUGCACGAGGGCGCACGAAGCACGCACGUACAUCAGAAUGGAAACUACAACCGUAAUAACAUCGAGAAGUGCAAGUGGAGAAGUGCUAUGCAAAAUUCUACUUGUCUCUCGAAACCCCAGCCCCGCUCCGAGUCAAAACGACAAGGGUGCUCGAUUAGAAAUACAGAUGAUGAACUACACCAGCCCCAAACUACCCAACGGAAGGUUUUCGCGCCGACCCCUUGACAUCAUGAUUUUGCGUUUGCCAAAGAUGCAGUUGCAGAUCCAAUGAAUGGAAGUAGAGGCGAAGUGGCAAUGCCGCUUCGAGUUCCUCGCAACGGAUCUGCACAGGCAACAGAAGACGUAGGCGAUAGUACAGAUGACGAGCAGCACUGAGCCCAUGUUGUUGGGAAAUCAGUGCCGUGCCAAAGACCGCGUCUUACAUAGACAUAUUUUGUACAAUAUUGCUCCUGCAAAGAGGCAGCAGCAUCCGCUAGAGUGAAGGAUGCACAAUGAACGCGGUGCGAGGCUUGUAGCCCGCCGCCGCCAUUGAAAGACCGCGGUAAAAUCGAUCAGCACGACGCUAGUAGCGAGGACGCAUUGACGCUGCCAUCAGGAACAUUGGAAAUUAU
Messenger RNA from Amoebophrya sp. A120, 1940 nucleotides. Lineage: Eukaryota; Dinophyceae; Syndiniales; Amoebophryaceae. The record is from the annotation of a GenBank genome assembly.